UCUCCUUCAAACGAUCAGCCACCGUCGAUCAGUUAAAUUUGUUCGUCGCGAUCGAUCGGUACCAAAUCAAUCAAUCAAUCAAUCAGUUGAAUAUUUGUGUUUGACGAACGGAAAUUGUCCCGUUAAGUCAGCAAUCCAGUGAUGCUUGAGGAUUCAAACGGAAACGUGCAGUAAAUGAACGGUUCUGGUGCCAUGGAAAAUAAAGCGAGAAAGGACUCGCGCACCAAAAACAUCGCCAACGGUUUAAAUGUACGCGUUUGAGUGACUCAGUAGUUUGUUCUCAUCUAUUUGUGUGUUUCAAUGAACUGUGACGCAACUAACAAUAAUUGCGAGGAAAUCAAACAAUAUUGUCAACUUUAAUAGAAUAAAUUUUCUUGAAAUUUUCCAUACUAUCACUACGAUAGUAGAUUAUGUGUUUAGCCGAGACAAGGAGAUGAACCAGUCGUAGUCGGGUUGGAUGUGAUCCAAUAAUUUCCUCAAUCAACAUUUUCUGCUCAUGGAUUCAAAGUGACAUGUUUAUCUGUGAUAUUAUAUCUAUAGAUAGAGUGUAGUAUUCUCUGCAACUAGUGUAGUAUUUUCAUAAGCUUUAUGGGUAUUUUUGGACAUUGAUUUACGAAUUCGGUAAGAGAUUUUCGACAUGCCACAGGGGAUGAAUGAAUUUAAAUCAGGCGCAUCUAAUGGACUGACGUUGUUGCCCAUGGAGCAGCAAGCGAACGGAAUAGCCAUUACCGUGGCCCUCCCAAACACACCAGUGCGAGAGAAGUGGGGUAAGGAUGUUGAGUUCAUGCUGUCCUGCAUAGCCUACUCGGUUGGGUUUGGUAAUAUCUGGAAGUUUCCGUACACUGCAUUGCAGAAUGGAGGAGGAGCGUUUCUCAUUCCAUAUCUGGUUGUUCUGUUUGUGAUUGGACGACCAAUCUACUACCUGGAGAUGGUGAUGGGGCAGUUCUGCAGUAGUGGUUGUGUGAAAAUUUACGAUUUGGCACCAAUAAUGAGAGGUGUUGGCGUUGGCCAGUCUCUGGCGAUGUUCGUAGUUAUGACUUACUAUACGCCGGUAUUGGCGAUUACGUUGCAUUACCUGAUAGCGUCCUUCAGCACGGAGCUUCCGUGGAGUAAAUGUGAUCCUUCCUGGAGCCGGUGCAUUGAUUCGAGUUAUCUUGGAUACUGGAAUGAUAGCGAUUCCAUGCUAGAUUUCAAGAACGUUUCGGCCGAACUUUAUUUUACGAAAACAGUUAUGCAUCGGGCUCCACUCAACGAAGGGAUCGGAAUGCCCGAUCUUUAUCUGACUCUGUGUCUUUCGAUUUCUUGGAUGCUCGUUGCCACCAUUUUGAUAAAAGGCAUUCGCAGCACCGGAAAGGCUGCGUAUUUUCUGGCUCUGUUUCCGUACGUGAUUAUAAUAAUACUAUUCAUUCACUCUUGCACUCUAGAGGGAUCAAUAAAAGGGAUUAUGUACUUUCUAACACCGAAGUGGGAUCAACUUUUCACAGCUCACGUUUGGAUGGAAGCUGUGACGCAGUGUUUCUUCUCGUUAUCGAUCUGUUUCGGCGGAAUCAUUGCUUACUCAUCGUUCAACAAUUUUUCUAACAAUGUUUACAGAGAUGCCAUGAUCAUCUCAUGGUUGGAUACAUUCACUUCAAUUAUUGUAGGCUGCAUCGUGUUUGGAGUACUCGGUAACCUUGCUCACGUGACUCACAAGGAAAACAUCCAAGAUGUCGUACGGCAAGGACCAGGACUAACUUUUAUGGCCUACCCGGAUGCAAUUGCAAAGUUUGAAUACUUCCCUCAGCUUUUCUCGGUUCUUUUCUUCAUGAUGCUCUUCAUAGUUGGCAUAGGAAGCAACCUAGGAGUAAUCACUAGCAUUAUAACUGCUAUUCGCGAUCGCUGUCCGACGUUACCGAACUGGAAAGUUGCCAGUACAAUCAGCGUCAUCGGAUUUUGUUUGAGUACGAUCUACAUGACCCCAGGUGGGUUAGACCUGUUGGAUGUGUUUGACAAUUAUGGAGCUAAAUAUGUUACACUGACACUAGCACUAGUAGAGCUGAUUACCUUUGGGUGGAUCUACGGAGUGGAUCGCAUUUGCCGAGACAUCCAAUUCAUGCUGAACAUCGAUACCAGUAUAUUCUGGAGAGUUUGCUGGGCGAUCGUGGCACCGCUUGUUGUUGGAGUGAUUAUGAUUGGGAGUUUCGUGGGCCACGAACCGGUAGCAGUUCCAUUUGUGUAUAAUGCUAUGGGUUGGUUCAUUUACACAAUCGCGGUGAUCCAACUUCCACUCUGGGCUAUCUACGCGGUGCUUACUCAAAAACAAAAGGGAUUACUGCGGAAAACUUGGCAGGCUUUCAAACCGUCUAAAACAUGGGGUCCAGAGGAUGAAUCUACGAGGGAUUUGUAUAACGCAUAUGUUGAAAGAAAUGAAAGCGCCUUGAAUCGCAAACAGAGAUUUAAUUUGUGGCGAUUUGUUUACCAGAGGGUUUUUAAAUGAAACUGUUUAGUGUAAGUACUUUCCUAAGAAUCUUGCUGUUAAAAAUAUAUGAAAAAUGAA
Molecule: messenger RNA, 2536 nt
Organism: Malaya genurostris
Lineage: Eukaryota; Metazoa; Arthropoda; Insecta; Diptera; Culicidae
Product: sodium-dependent nutrient amino acid transporter 1-like
Exons: 6
Coding region: 638-2476 (612 amino acids)
Biological process (GO): sodium ion transmembrane transport
Cellular component (GO): membrane
Molecular function (GO): L-amino acid transmembrane transporter activity
Source: RefSeq, a predicted model, not a curated record